UUGAUUCCUAGUAGCCUACCUGUUACACCAAGUAUGAAUUUUAGGCUAAACUCUAGACAUAUAUCAUCGGAUUGAAUUCAAAUACGCAAGACGUAGCCUAUGUACCGCUUUAAUAUUAAGAGAUAAAUGCAAUAUUAGCAGUGCUGCGUUGGCAUACGCUUACGCAUCGAGGUUAUGGCUCGGGAACCUGCUGAGCAUCGUGUGCUUCAAUAUCAGCAAACUUUGAUGUAUGGGAGAUACACCCAGGAGCUGGGCGCCUAUGCUAAAGAGGAGGCGGCGCGCCUGCGGGAGGACUCUGGCCUGCGCCGCUCGGCCAGCGUGCGUGGACAGACCCCGGAGCCGCUCGAGGACGAGAAGGACGCGUGCACCAAGUGCCAUGACUGCGCCACGCGCUGCAGGAAGUUCCUGAUCUCGCGGGUGGGGGAGGACUGGAUCUUCCUCAUCCUGCUCGGCCUGCUGAUGGCGCUGGUGAGCUGGGCCAUGGACUACACCAUCGCCUUCUGCCAGCAAGCCCAGAAGUGGAUGUACGGGGGACUGGACAGCAACAUGCUGCUGCAGUACCUGGCCUGGGUGACCUACCCCGUGGUCCUCAUCACCUUCUCGGCAGGCUUCACGCAGAUCCUGGCUCCGCAGGCAGUGGGUUCAGGGAUCCCCGAGAUGAAGACUAUCCUGAGAGGCGUAGUGCUGAAGGAAUACUUGACCUUUAAAACCUUUGUGGCCAAAGUCAUCGGGCUCACCUGUGCCCUGGGCAGUGGCAUGCCCCUGGGGAAGGAGGGGCCGUUUGUUCAUGUGGCCAGCCUGUGUGCUGCUCUGCUGAGCAAGUUCAUGGCCUUGUUUGGAGGGAUCUAUAUGAACGAGCUGAGGAACACGGAGAUGUUGUCGGCCGCCUGUGCUGUCGGUGUGGGCUGCUGUUUCGCCGCACCGAUCGGAGGUGUGCUCUUCAGCAUCGAGGUGACGUCCACCUUCUUUGCGGUGAGGAAUUACUGGAGAGGCUUCUUCGCCGCCACCUUCAGUGCCUUCAUCUUCCGAGUGCUGGCCGUGUGGAACCAGGAUGAGGAGACAAUUACUGCUCUCUUUAAAACACGUUUCCGCCUCGACUUCCCCUUUGACCUCCAGGAGCUUCCAGCCUUCGCUGUCCUUGGGAUUGCCAGUGGCUUUGGCGGUGCUCUGUUUGUUUACCUGAACCGAAUAAUUGUUGAAUCCAUGAGGAAGCAGAAAACUAUCAACAAGUUUUUACUGAAGAAGCGGCUGGUGUACCCUGCUCUGGUCACCCUGCUGGUGUCCACUCUCACCUUCCCUCCAGGGUUUGGGCAGUUCAUGGCUGGGCAGUUAACUCAGCACGAGUCUCUGGUGGCACUCUUUGACAACCGCACCUGGUACAAGCAGGGAGUAGCCGAGGAGUUUGACUUCCAGCCUGAGGCCUGGAAACACCCCCAGCUCAAUGUCUUCGUCACUCUCCUCCUCUUCGUCAUCAUGAAAUUUUGGAUGUCAGCGGUGGCAACCACCAUGCCAGUUCCCUGUGGAGCCUUCAUGCCAGUCUUCCUCAUAGGAGCUGCAUUUGGACGUCUCGUUGGAGAGAGCAUGGCAGCCGUUUUUCCCGACGGCAUAACCGCUGACGGCACCGUGUAUCCCAUAGUACCUGGCGGCUAUGCAGUUGUAGGUGCGGCGGCUCUUUCUGGGGCUGUCACACACACCGUGUCGACGGCGGUGAUCGUGUUCGAGCUGACCGGUCAGAUUUCCCACAUCCUGCCCGUGAUGAUCGCCGUGAUCCUGGCCAACGCCGUGGCGCAAAGCCUGCAGCCCUCGCUCUACGACUCCAUCAUCCGCAUCCAGAAGCUGCCCUACCUCCCCGAGCUGGGCUGGGGGCAGGAGAAGUAUAACAUCAGAGUAGAGGACAUCAUGUUGCGGGACGUGCGUCACAUCACUCUCACCUCCACCUAUCGCGACGUCCAGGAUGCCCUGAGCACAGCCCAGCUCAAAACACUGGCCUUGGUGGAGUCCAAUGAGUCCAUGAUACUGCUGGGCUCCAUCGAGCGCUCCCAGCUCCAGUCCCUGCUCUCCAUGCAGCUGGGUCGCGCUCGGCGACUGGAGUUCCUGCGCGAGCGGGCCCAGGACAACGGCGCCCCCCUCCCCACGCUGAUGGGACAGGACAGCCCGCCCAGGGGGGGCCGUGGGGUCCGGUUCCUGAUCUCCACUGAAGAGUCGUCCUAUAGCCCAACUGUCUCCAACUCUCAGAUUCCCCUGAAGUCUGCGCUGAAGACAGUGUCUGCUGUCGGCAACACAGACACACCCAACAGCUCCCAAACGCUGUCCUGCGAGGACCCCGAGCAGGAGCUGGUGGAGAGCAAAGCUCGGGCCGUGGCUCGUAAGAGCAGGAGGCCCAGGCGAGUCAGGACCCCCUUGGCGGAUGCUCCAGAUGUGGAGGAUGACAUGACUACAGCUGAGAUUGCGGAGUGGGAGGAGAGACAGCUGGAUGAACCUGUAGACUUCAAGAACUGCAAAAUCGACCCCGCCCCUUUCCAGCUGGUGGAGCGCACCUCCUUACACAAGACCCACACCAUCUUCUCGCUGCUGGGACUGGACCAUGCUUACGUCACCAGUACGGGCCGGCUGGUGGGAGUCGUGUCUUUGAGAGAGCUGAGGAAGGCCAUCGAGGGCUCGGUGACAGUCACAGGUGUGAAAGUGCGCCCUCCGCUGGCCAGCUUCCGUGACAGCGGCACCAGCACCAGCGUGGCGGAGGUGACCGAACUGCACAAGCUGUGGAACCGGCACCGGAGCCUGCCGUUGCCACGGGAACCGAGCCCACCCGAAUUGGAGGGCCAGUCGGACUCGGCCUUGGACGGCAGCCCAGUGUUCAGCAGGGACUGCACCGAGCUGUCCACCCUACAGUCAGACGACCAAUCAGAGGUGGUGUGUGAGUCAGGCAGCCCCUCCCAGUCCCCAGAAACACUUCCAGAGUUGCCAUGUGACUAUGAUUCCGCCCACCUGGAUAUGGACCAAUCAGGGCCUGAGGAGGAGCUUUGCCCCUCCCCGUCUGAAGAGCCGCCAGAGGAAGUGUGUGAAGCAGCUGUGGCCGACACAAAGGAUCUUGUAGAAUGAUUCUAGCCUUCUCUCUCUCUCUCUCUCUCUGUCUUUCCCUCAAUGUCGAUCUCUUUCUCCACUCAUUCAUGCACACAACCAUAGGAAGACAGGGUAGUCUGGACCUAGCAGGGACUCUUGCAGGUGUGUGUGGGGGGUGGGGGCAGCACUGAUUACACCUUUAUCACCUCCAGAACCCAGAGACUUCUUCACGUCCUCUCUCCUUCUCGUGUCUGUGUGUGGGUCAAAGACAGAGAAAGCACAUGUGUGUCAGGGAUGGAGGGAGCCACAAGAGUGGUGCAAUGCCAAGGAGAGGCACAUGCAGUAUGGGGGGCAUGUGUGAGGGGGCAUGUAAAGACUGUAAUGGUGUGUGUGUGUGUGUGUGUGUGUGUGUGUGUGUGUGUGUGUGUGUGUGUGUGUGUGUGUGUGUGUGUGUCUGUGUGCAUGUGUGCGUGCAUGUGUGUAUGUGUGUGUGAGUGACUCAGCUGCAGCCAGCCCACAUACCCAUCUGGUGCUGACACUUUUAAUCUAAAUAAGAUUGUCUCUGAGAGCGAAACUACCAUUUCUCUCCCAAUAUAGCUCCUAAUAACCCAAACUGAAGGGAGAGAGGGAGGGA
Molecule: messenger RNA, 3694 nt
Organism: Sardina pilchardus (European sardine)
Lineage: Eukaryota; Metazoa; Chordata; Actinopteri; Clupeiformes; Clupeidae
Gene: clcn2a
Product: chloride channel, voltage-sensitive 2a
Exons: 25
Coding region: 175-3099 (974 amino acids)
Biological process (GO): transmembrane transport; chloride transport
Cellular component (GO): plasma membrane
Molecular function (GO): voltage-gated chloride channel activity
Source: RefSeq, a predicted model, not a curated record